CUAUAGCAAGUCUUGUUUUGUUCACUUCAUUCGAGAAAUUAUUGUCUUGCUUCAAUCAAGUAGCGGUCCUUCUUUUAAGCCCAAUGUUCGAUGAAGACGUGGAUAAUCUCAUAGAUGCUCUUGUAAAUCCUUCUACCAUAGCACAAGAUUUACUAAGUUUGCGCGAAGAAAGCAGUUCUAACAUUCCAGAUAUCGAUUUUGAGGAAGACAUAGUUCGAGGGCAAUAUACAACUUCUCCAUUUUUCUUUGCAUUUUUCAGAAUUCAUGUAAAUGUUUUACAAAAUAUUGAACAAAAGGAAAAUAUUGAAAAGGAAGAAAAAUUGUGCACCAAUCCCUACAAAUCAUCUGAGUUUUUCAAUUACCUUCUCAAGCGCGUUAUGCCUUUUGCACCAUUAUGGACUGACAUAAUGCACUGCGGACGUUAUAACAACUCGAAUGUGGAAAACAUGAAAUUUCAUUGGAAAAAAACAAUCUGAAAUUGAAGGAGGAUUAAAUCAAACCUUAAGACAAUAGAACUUUCCAUAGGAAAAAAACCACACAAAAUUAAAAAGAGAACGAUAAAUGAAAACGCGAUGGAAAUCGAUAAUCUGGCUGCAGUAGAAAAAAGGAAAAAACCCAAAAAAAAAAAAUAAUAUUUUUUUCACAACAGAUUAUAUGCGUAUGAAUAUUCCGGAAAAAUUAUCAAAACAUGCUUCAAAUGAUUAUGCCAUCAAAACUAAAACUGAGGACAACAAAUCAGCCAAAGAUAUAAUUCGUUUGUUAGAUUCAAAAGAAUCUAUUUCAUUCUGCAAAUUAAAAAAAAAAACAUCAGAAUUAAACAGAAUUAUCGAAUUCCACACAGCACAAAGUGCCAGCAAAAAAAAAAGAAAAUGAAUUAUGUACACAUAGAGAGCAACCCUCAGAUAUUGCUCUUUUGAACGGCUUACUAUUGAGUAAUGAAUACUAUAACGAAGGGUCGAGUAAAACAUCAUUUAAAUUUGGCACAUAUUCCUACUUAGGGCAAACAAUCACUUUAACCAGUUCUGACUUUAAAGCAUUAGCAUCGAAAUAUAACAAAACUCAUGUUCAAUCAAGGACUGAUCGAUGGCUUAGGCAGAACACAUAGUGGAGCGGCGAGAAGAGCGACGAGGAGAGCAGAGAGGAGAGCGGCGAUUGAGGGUCGCGGUGAUAAAAGAGAUUCCUGCACAUAGUGGCGCGCGACUGGCGCGAUCAAAACAGAGAGAUGGAUCUAUUGUUAGUAGAAAAUUCGUCUCUGAAAAUUUGGUAUUUUCUGAAAAAUAGAUUAAAUAGAAAGAGAAGUUGUAAUGUACAUGAAAUAAAUAAAAGUAGGCAUGUACAUGGUGAAUUUCAUCACUUGUAUGAACAACUAAGGCAGCAUCCCGAGAAGUUUCAGUCUUAUUUCCGAAUGAGUAUUGCAACGUUUGAUUUUAUUGUGGAGAAAAUUGAGCAUAAGUUAGUAAAAAAUUGGUACCAAUUUUAAUCGUAAUCCUAUUAACCCAACGGAACGGGUUGCAGUCACCUUAAGGUAAGUAAACAUGCACACUUUUAAUUUUAUAAACUGCUCCACAGGAGUUAAGGAUAUGGAGUUUUAUUUGUGAAAAAAACAAGAUACCUGUUUUUUUAUGUAAAUAUAAACUUUAUUAAAAUAAAUAAACACUUUUUUGUUGAAAACGCAAAAAGGAAGAAAAAGGAAAUGGAAAAAAAAGAAAAACUAAAAAAAAAAUGGUUAUUCUUAUUCGGUAAUGAAGUGUUAUGUAAAUUAAUAGGUGGUAAAGCCUCCAUGUGCAUCAAUAACAGCCUGACAACGUCUUUGCAUGCUAUCGAUUAGGUUGUUGAGCAUUUCCUGUGGAAUUUGAUUCCAGAGUUGAGGUAAAAUGGCCCUUAGCUGCGCCAACGUUUCGACAACCGGUAUGUGAUCAUCCAAC
Molecule: messenger RNA, 1925 nt
Organism: Ceutorhynchus assimilis (cabbage seed weevil)
Lineage: Eukaryota; Metazoa; Arthropoda; Insecta; Coleoptera; Curculionidae
Source: the annotation of a GenBank genome assembly